AUGUUGAGCAAACCUCUUCAGGGGCUUGCGGUGGCCCCCGUGACCCCCACUCCGCCGCCAGGAGGCAAGGAUCGGGAAGCGUUCGAGGCCGAGUACCGACUCGGCCCCCUGCUGGGAAAGGGGGGCUUUGGCACGGUCUUCGCAGGACAUCGCAUCACGGACCGGCUCCAGGUGGCCAUCAAAGUGAUACCCCGGAAUCGCGUGCUGGGCUGGUCCACCCUGUCGGAGACAGAGUCGGUCACAUGCCCGCUGGAGGUGGCGCUGCUCUGGAAGGUGGGAGCAGGCGGGGGGCACCCCGGUGUGAUCCGCCUGCUCGACUGGUUUGAGACCCCCGAGGGCUACAUGCUGGUCCUUGAGCGGCCUCUGCCGGCCCAGGAUCUCUUUGACUACAUCACUGAGCAGGGCCCGCUGGGCGAGGAACGGAGCCGCUGCCUCUUCACCCAGGUGGUGUCGGCCGUGCGGCACUGCCACACCCGGGGGGUCGUGCAUCGCGACAUCAAGGACGAGAACAUCCUGAUAGACCUCCGCCGAGUGUCUAUCAAACUCAUUGAUUUUGGUUCCGGUGCCCUGCUUCAUGAUGAGCCCUACACUGACUUUGACGGGACAAGGGUGUACAGCCCCCCGGAGUGGAUCUCUCGCCACCAGUACCACGCCCUCCCGGCCACCGUCUGGUCCCUGGGCAUCCUCCUCUAUGACAUGGUGUGCGGGGACAUUCCCUUCGAGAGAGACCAGGAGAUUUUGGAUGCUGAGCUCCACUUCCCGGACCACGUGUCCCCAGACUGCUGUGCCCUAAUCCGCCGGUGCCUGGACCCCAAACCUUCUGCUCGACCCUCCUUGGAGGAGAUCCUGGUGGAUCCCUGGAUGCAGACCCCAGAUGAGGAUGCACCCCCUGACACCCCUAAAGGGGGUUCCGCCCCUUUGGCCUGGUCCCUGCUGCCCUAG
Pipistrellus nathusii (Nathusius's pipistrelle) is the source of this 942-nucleotide messenger RNA. The record is from the annotation of a GenBank genome assembly. NCBI's taxonomy places the organism in Eukaryota, Metazoa, Chordata, Mammalia, Chiroptera, Vespertilionidae.